AAGAAAGCAAUAAACCUUUCUUCAGAUACUUCAGAUAUUUCUCCUUCUUUUCAGUUUCUAACAUGGUAUCAGAGCUAUAAGCUCUUGGUUCUUUUCUCUUAUCAUCGCUGUUGGGUUUUUGGAGUUGGAUUUUCAAUUCCAUUCUAGAUCUGAAACCUUGUCAUUGGGAUCUCUUCUCAUACAGAUUGGAUUGUUUAUCCUCGAUUCUCAGACCAUUUCUGAGGUGUUUGAGGAUGCAUACAGGUCACCUUUGAGUAUCAUCAUCCUUGAUGACAUAGAAAAGUAACACUACUUCUUAAGAUGUUAUGAACUCCUUAUACUCAUGUUCACUAAAUUCGCAUUUGUGAAUAAUAUUCUACUGUAUGGUUGGCUGAUGCUUAACUGCAGGCUAUUGGACUAUGUUGCAAGUGGACCUCAGUUUUCAAAUUUAAUUUUACAAACACUUCUGGACCUACUCAAACGUCUUCCUCCUAAGGAAAAGAAACUUCUCGUGUUGGGAACGACAAGUGAAGUGAGCUUCUUAGAAUCAAUUGGCAUUCGUGAUGCUUUCUCUGUCACUUACCAUGUUCCGAAAUUGGAGACAAAUGACGUAAGUUGUGGUGUCUGGCCUGUUCUGGUGUUAAAGCAAUUGAAUGUAUUUGCCGAAGAUGAUAUAGAUGCAGCUGCCUUUCUUUCAUAGCUCCUUUAUGAUUGCCUUCGUGCGAUUCUAGUUUGUCACCAUUUGAGCCUUUCCUUCAACUUGUAUCGUCUUCUUGUUUUUGGUGAAUGCAUCUUAUUUGUCACCCUACCAGCCGUCUGGCAAUGCAUGAAAAAUUAUCUACUGCUGUCAAAAGUUUGGAUUUAGGCUUUGUAAAAUUGAUUUUGACCUUUUAGAGUUUGUCACAAACAAAGGGUUGGACUAAUGGCUCAAAUUUUGAUGGACAUCAUUGUCAUAUGCUGAACAUGCCAGGCUUUUCCCUCUAUGUUUACAGUGAAAUUUAUCAUCUCUGGUCCACUCAAAUUUUGGGUACAUACUGAUUGCGGAUGCUUGUCAAUUUAUGCCUCAUGCUAAGUGAAAAGAAAUAAUAAAAAUUAUCAUGUUGU
Messenger RNA from Rubroshorea leprosula, 1083 nucleotides. The record is from the annotation of a GenBank genome assembly. NCBI's taxonomy places the organism in Eukaryota, Viridiplantae, Streptophyta, Magnoliopsida, Malvales, Dipterocarpaceae.